UCGAAUGCAUCUGGAUGGGACGGGGUGGGGUGAGGUGGGGAGGAUGCAGUCGCGGCUAAUACGGCGUGACCCAGAGCCCGAGCCCAGAGCACCUCGCCUGUCCCUGGACAGCUGAGGAGAAACCCGAGACGGAAGGCGACGUCGGGGCUGCGGUCCCAGGAAGGGCCCUCCAGGAGCUCCGCAAGUGGGUCACCAGCUGGGCAGUCACACUGCCCGCGGAGGGCAUUCCCAGGCUCUCGAGCCCCAGACCAGGCAGAGGGGCCUUGACCCCGGGGCAUGGCAGGCCCCAGCUAGACGCCGCUGCGCUUGGCACUCUCCCCGAGCCUAAUGACCGCUGUAGAUCGCCGAGCCUCCCCAGCCCCCGCUGCAGAAAUGGAAAAUUCGGGAAUAGUUAUAAGUAGCUGUAUUUCUCAAGAGGAUGACAGUCGCUACAAUCCUAAGCAACAGGCAUCAAUCUCCCAGGAGCUGCUUUUAGAAGACCAGCUGAGAAGGAAACUCAAAUUUUUCUUCAUGAACCCUUGUGAGAAAUUUUGGGCUCGGGGUAGAAAACCAUGGAAACUCGUCAUACAGAUUUUAAAAAUUGCGAUGGUGACAAUCCAGCUGGUUUUCUUUGGGCUAAGCAACCAGAUGGUAGUUGCUUUCAAGGAAGAGAACACGAUAGCCUUCAAACACCUCUUCUUGAAAGGAUACACAGACCGAAUGGAUGAUACCUAUGCUGUGUACACACAAACUGAUGUCUAUGACCAGAUCUUCUUUGCAAUACAACAGUAUGUGCAGCUUCAAAACAUCUCUGUUGGAAAUCAUGCCUAUGAAAACAAGGAAGCUAAACAGUCAACCAUGGCAGUGUGUCAGCAGUUCUACAAGAGAGGCAACAUCUAUCCUGGAAAUGACACCUUUGAUAUUGAUCCAGAAAUUGAAACUGACUGUUUUUACAUAGAUCCUCUGAAGCCCUUUGAUACAGGAACAUUAGAAGAAACUAAACUCAACUUAACGCUGGACUUUCACAGGCUCCUGACGGUAGAGCUCCAGUUUAAGCUGAAGGCCAUCAAUCUGCAGACCGUCCGUCAUCAUGAACUACCGGACUGUUAUGACUUCACCCUGACUAUAAUUUUUGACAAUAAGGCUCAUAGUGGAAGAAUUAAAAUCAGCCUCGACAAUGACAUUGCCAUCAGGGAAUGUAAAGAUUGGCAUGUAUCUGGAUCAAUACAGAAGAAUACUCAUUACAUGAUGAUCUUUGACGCUUUUGUUAUCCUGACUUGCUCAGCUUCAUUAAUUCUCUGCACCCGGUCGGUGGCUAAAGGAAUUCAGCUCCAGCGGGAAUAUGUAAACUUCUCCCUCCUCCACUUAAAGAAGGAAGUUUCAGUUACUGAUCAAAUGGAAUUUGUUAAUGGAUGGUACAUUUUGAUUAUUGUCAGUGACAUGUUGACUGUUGUUGGUUCGAUCCUGAAAAUGGAAAUCCAAGCUAAGAGCCUAACCAGUUACGAUGUCUGCAGCAUCCUUCUGGGGACCUCAACCAUGCUCGUGUGGCUUGGAGUCAUUCGCUACCUUGGCUUCUUCCAAAAGUAUAAUCUCCUCAUUUUGACUCUUCAGGCAGCAUUACCCAAUGUCAUCAGAUUCUGCUGUUGUGCCGCCAUGAUCUACCUGGGCUACUGCUUCUGUGGCUGGAUCGUCUUGGGACCUUAUCAUGUGAAGUUCCGGUCCCUGAAUAUGGUUUCUGAGUGCCUUUUCUCUCUCAUAAAUGGGGAUGACAUGUUUGCCACAUUUGAAAAAAUGCAACAAAAAAGUUACUUGGUUUGGUUGUUUAGUCGGAUUUACCUCUACUCAUUCAUCAGCCUCUUUAUCUACAUGGUUUUAAGUCUCUUCAUCGCCUUGAUUACUGACACCUAUGAAACAAUUAAGCAUUACCAACAAGACGGCUUUCCAGAAACAGAACUGCACACAUUUAUAUCUGAAUGCAAAGAUCUCCCCAAUUCUGGUAGAUACAGGUUAGAAGAGGAAACCAGGAAAUCUCUCUUCUGCUGUUGUAAACAGUCUUAAGGAAGAACUCCUUGAAGCUGUGAAAUCUCCCUACAACGAUCCUGUAUUGAACAUCAAUAAUGACUAAAUGUGUCUAAAAUGGAAGAAUUUAAAAGCAAGGGAAUGUAGGCUAUUUUUGACGGUAUAUGUAGGUAUGUGUGUGUUUGUGUGUGGUUUUAAACAGACUCAGAAAAGUAGAAAAUCAAUAUGUAUAUCAUUCAGGUUGCAUCUUCCUAGGCUCAUAGUCCUGAUGUUUGGAUUAUAAUCAUUGCAUGAGGAUAUAGUAGAUUUUUUAAAAUUGUGUUGUUCAGGGACAGGUAGAUGGCUCAGUGGAUAGAGAGUCAUUCUUGGGUUCAAAUCUGGCUGUGUGACCCUAGGCAAGUCACUUGACCCCCAUUGCCUAGCCCUUACCAGUCUUCUGCUUUGGAACUGAUUUUUAUUAUAAGGCAGAAGAAGGGUUUUGUUUUUUUUUUAAUUGUGGGUAACCUGGCAUAAGAAAUGAUGCCCCUCAGUUCUACGUCACACGCCUGCCUCCGAAGCAUAGUCAGUCAUUGUAUGACCAUAAGAGGUCACUUAAAUCUCUCAUCGUCCCAGGGAACUCUCUAACCAAGACUACAAUUUUUAAAAAUUCCAUUUUAUUUUAUUUUCAUUUCUGAAUUCUCUUCCUUGUAUCCCUCUCUUGCCCAUUGAAAAGACAAGACUGAAUUAAACCCAUUACAUCUAUUAUAGCAAGAUUACAAGUUACAGGAGAAUCACCAACCUACAUGGUUGGAGGAAAUUUCCAUGCUGGGAAACCCCCACUAAUGGGGGAGAUAAAAAUUAUUUGAUUGGGCUUUUUUUGCUCUCCUUAAUUCUAUGAGUCUCCUAAAGAAAAAGCUGUUUGGAUAGACUAGAUUCAAAUGGAAACAAUUGGUCUUAGUGAUGGGGUAAGCUUCUAGAGGGGGAGGACUGUUUAGUUUCUUUUUUGUUGUGUCCUGAGUGCCCAGAAUAGUGCGUGGCACAUAGGGGAUAAGGACAGGGAGUGGACUUGUGGUUUCAUCAGUGUAGAAAACUCCAAAAUUAAGAAAAUCUCUUUACCAGUGUAGAUUGGUACCAUCUCUGAAAUGAAGAGCCUCAGAGAACUGCCCUAAAGCAAUGCGAAGUUAAGAGACUUAUCUAGGGUCAGUUCAUAAGUGAUACUUGAACCAGGUCUUCUUGGCAUGAAGCCUGUGCUUUAUCUGGGCCAUCUUUCACCUGGCAUAUAGACAGCUUUUAAUAAAUGCUUACAAAAUAGAAUUUAACAGAAUUAUAUGCUUGAAGUUUUGUUUUGUUUUGUUUUGUAGCUCAAAGUUUUGAUUACCCUUCUGGGGUUAAGAUUCUGGUUGGGGAAUGCGUUACCUUGUGGGGCUUGUUUUCCCCCUCAUUCCACUGACUAACCCCUUCUUCAUGCUCUAAACUCCCCCAAAAUGGUAGGAGUCUAUGAUAAAGGAAGAACAAGAGAUCUGAGUAGGGGCAUCUAUUGCCAAGAGAGGUCACAGCCUCUUCGAGGCUGAGAUUCUGCCCAGGAAUUAUGGAACUGAUCAUUGAAUACAUUUUUAGAAUUGAAUUCAAGUUGAAAUGUGGGAUGGUGGGUGAAUAAUAAUAAUGGAAUAAUAAUAAUAAUAACAACUAACAUUUAAAUAGCACAAAAGAUCCACCUUUGAGCUAUUUAAAUGCUAGUUAUUAUUAUUAUUAUUAUUAUUAUUAUGACUAUGUUACAAGCUUUUAAAUAUCUCAUUUAGUUUGGGCAAAUAUACAUGAGAGGUGACCUAUUGGCAUCCCCUAGGACUAUGGCAUGAUGCCAUCUUUUGCUCAGGCACUAGCUUCAAGGAGACAAAAGGGUGCACAAACUAUAAGAGCAAUCCAAUGAGAAUUCUGCCAUCCCUGCCAAAUGAAAGAGAAGACUGUUUCCUGGAGGAGUGAAGUAGAUUUGGAAUUUUCUAAGGUUGGGCUACCCUCCAGACUGGGAGACCAGUGAGCAGAGGAUGUUUGAAUGAACUUGGGCAGGUCUAUGGUACUGGGGGAGGCAGGAAAAUGGAAACUAGGAAAGCUAUAAUUGCUUUAGACCAAUUGGAACUGGACCUGGAGAGGGGAACACUCUUCUUCCUGAGUUCAAAUCUGGCUUUAAACACUUAACUAGUGACUGUGGGCAGGUCACUUAGCCCUGUUUGCCUCAGUUUCCUCACCUGUAAAAUGAGCUGGAGAAAGGAAUGGUAAAUCACCCCAGUAUCUUUGCCAAGAAAACCCUAAAUGGGUCACAAAGAGGCAGAUGUGACAACAAGAACCAUCACAACAAAUUGAAGCCCUAGAAAAUACGCAGCACUUAAAGCCACCUCAUUUUCCUUUAUAUUUCUUUAGACCUAGAGAGUUGAGCCAGUGGACUCUGAAUAGUGGCUGAGUGAGUAGGUUCCUACGCUCACCUGAGUCUAAAUGGGCAUCUCAACAAAGAUUCAGCCCAAUGCCUGGCACAUAGUGGAUUUGUCCCAUUGCCCCUCCUUGACACUCUACUCAUGACCCUGACCACAUACAUGCAGAGUUCAUGCCAAAUUAAUUCAUGGGAAAUAGUUCACUGACCAGAGAAAUAGACAUUCAGCAAUGUCUUCUGUGAGCAGUGUGUUUGGUUUGGGUUUUGUUGUCCUAGAUCUGGGAUUUCAAGUGUAAGGAAUUUAUGGCAUGGAAAUUGCCUCUCUUGAUAGAGGUUGGCAAGAAGUGUAUUUCUCCUGGAGAUGGGAAGACCUGGGUUCAAAUUUGGCCUCAGACACUUUCUGGCUGUGUGACCCAGAGACCCCAUUGCCUAGCCCUUCCUGCUCUUUUGCCUUGGAUUUAAUAUUUAGUAUCAAUUCUGUGAAUUUCAAAAGUCUCCAUCUUGGUAUAGUACCCUGUCCAAGCUUCUAACACCAACUGGUGAGUCUCUCUCUCCACAGGAAGUCAGCGAAUUCCAGAGGCUGUUCCCUACCUCACUUCCUGUGGCUCACAAGUGCCAAUGGUUGGCUCUAGCUUGGCUUAGGACAGCCCAGGUGGGCAGUUAAUUAUUUCUGAUUUGUCAUUGACUAGCACAUGCCCGUGUAGUGUGGGUGUGCACAGUUUUUGGGUGCUAUACUUGUUUUUUUCUCUUAUCAUCAAAUUAUUGUAAUCUUUAAAUUGAUCAUGUUUUCAUGAUCCUUUGGGAAAAAAUUAAUUUUUUUGCAAAAGAUCAAACGGAGAAAUGUAAAAAUAGACUCGAAUACAGGACUUCAAUCCCCACAAGCCUUUGCUCCACUUCCCCAGAAUGCCUUGUAAUCUCACCUGGGCCGAGAUCGAGAAGGUAUUUAAGCUGAUUCAAAGGCUUUUGAGGGACUCUUGGACUUCCAUUUUGGGGCAGAUGUGGCUUUUUUUCAUAAUGUAGGUGAGGUUGUGUCUAGGCCACUCUAUGGCCUGGACACGUGUCUCUUAUCCUGUAUUUUCUUUAAUCCUUAAUCCUUAAUAAACCUCAAAAAAAUAUAAUACUCCUUGCAGAGAUAAACUAAUUUCUACCUGCCUCAGUCUCCCCAUAUUCCCUAAUUUUAAUCUUUACAAUUCUAAGACAGAAGGUAAGAGUUUUAUGAAAAACAAAACACAGUAAAAUAGCUAAAUAAUUUGAUUUUAAAAAAGAAAGAAGAAAUCUAAUAAUCUAAUUUAACAGCAUCAAAAAUGAAAAAGGUGAAUUCACAACUAAUGAGGAAGAAAUAAAGGCAAUUACUAGGAAUUGUUUUGCCCAAUUAUAUGGCUAUAAAACUGGCAAUUUAACAAAAUGGAUGUGUAUUUACCAAAAUAUAAGUUGUCCCAGAUAACCUUAUUUUAGAAGAAGAAAUUGAACAAGCCAUAAAUAAACUCCCAAAGAAAAAGUCCCCAGGACCAAAUAGAUUCACAGACAAAUUAUACUAAAUAUUUAAACUUAAACAUAAAACUAUUUGACUAAAACAAAAAAAAAAAAAGAAAAGGAGGGAUCAAUCAAAUUCUUUGUAUGACAUAAAUAUGGUCUUGAUACUUAAGGCCAAGGAGCUAAACAGAGAAAGAAAGGCAUAGACUAAUAUAUUCUUGAUGAAUAUUGCUAUAAAAUUUUUAAAUAAAUUAUUGCAGACCAUGGCAACAUAUCACCAAGAUUUACAGUAUGACUAUGUUAAAUUUAAACCAAGAAUGCAUGGAUGGUUCAAUAUCAGGAAAACUAUAAAUAUAAUUGACCAUAUUAAUAACCAUAUGAUCAUAUCAAAAGAUACAGAAAAAGAUUUAACAGGAUCCAACUUCCCCUCUAUUGAAAGCACUCUAAAGGGGAGCAGCUAGGUGGCAUAGUGGAUUGAGAGCCAAGCCUAGAGAUGGGAGGUCUUAGUUGUGUGACCCUGGGCAAGUCACUUAACCCCCUUUGCCUAGCCCUUACCACUCUUCUGCCUUGGAAUUAAUAUACAAUAUUAAUAUACAAUAUUGAUCCUAAUAUGGAAGGUAAGGGUUUAAAAAAAAACACUAGAAAGCAUAGGAAUAAAUGGAACUUUUUUCCAAAUGAUAAAUAGUAUCCAUCUAAAACUAAGAAACAGCAUUAUUUGUAACAAGUAUAAACUACAUGUCUUUCCACGAAGAUCAAGGGUAAAACAAGGGUGUUCAUUAUUUUCAUUACUGUUCAAUAUAGUGCUAGAAAUGCAAGGCAUAACAGUAAAACAUCAACUACCACAGAAUUUAAGGAAUUAGCCUAGGCAAGAAGGAAACAAAAUUAAAUCACUCUUUGCAGGUGAAUGGUUUCCUUAGAGAACCCUAGAAAGUCACCUAAAAAGUAAUGGAAAUGAAGACUUUUGCAGAGUUGUAGGACAUAAAAUAAAUGCAUAUCUGUAUAUACCAACAAAAUCAAGAGAGAAGAAAGAGAAAUUCCAUUAAAUAUAGCUGCAGUCAGUAUAGAACACUUGAGAGUUUGCAUACCAAAGCACAAAUGGGAACUAUAGAAACACUCACACAAAAACCUAAAUAAGGGGAGAAAGAUUAAUCAGUUAUAUUAGGCAGAGCUAGUAGAAUAAAAAUGACAAUAUGACCUCAAUCAAUUUACUUAUUCAUCCAACUACCAAAUGAUUGCUUUCCAGAGCUAGAAAAAAGAAUAACAAAAUUCAUCUGGUAGAACAAAGGGUCAAGAAUAUUAAAGGGAGUUAUUUGGGGAAAAAAAAGUAAAGACAAGGGGGCCUCGCAGGACCAAAUCUCAAAUUAUACUCCAAAGCCAUAAUAAUUAAAACAGGUAAGGAAUCAUUUGAUCAGAGGAACAGAUUAGUUGAACAACAUACAGAAGCAAAUGAUUACUGUAGCUUAGUGUUUGACCAACCUAAAAAUCCCAGGUAUGGGGGCCAGAACUCAUUAUUCAAUAACAACUGUUGGGAAAACUGAAAAGCAGUCUGGCAGGAGUCAGACAAGAAGAGUGAUAUAAUUAAUAAAUUAGAAGAGCAUUGGGAAAAUUACCUGUCCGAUCUUUGGAUUGAGGAAGGAUUAACGACCAAAAAGGUAACAGGUUUACAGGAGAGAAUAUGAAGAAUUUUGAUAACAUAAAAUUAAAAGGUUUUUGUACAAAGAAGAUCAAUGCUGCUAAAAUUAGAAGUGGGAAAUUGGGAAAGAAAAUUUUUGAAACAUUUCUGUGAUUAAGGUCUCAUUUCUUUCUUUCUUUUUUUUUUAAACCCUGACCUUCCGUCUUGGAGUCAAUACUGUGUAUUGGCUCCAAGGCAGAAGAGUGGUAAGGGCUAGGCAAUGGGGGUCAAGUGACUUGCCCAGGGUCACACAGCUGGGAAGUGUCUGAGGCCAGAUUUGAACCCAGGACCUCCCAUCUCUAGGUCUGGCUCUCAAUCCACUGAGCAACCCAGCUGUCCCCUAAGGUCUCAUUUCUAAGAGACAAAGAAAACGUACAUAUUUAGAAAAAUAAGAACCGUUCCUAAUUGAUAUAUUGUCAAAGGAUGUAAAUAGGCAAUUUUCAGAGGGACAAAUCUAAGCUGUCAGUGGCCACAUGAAAAAAAAAUGUUCUAAAUCACCACUAUUAAUUAGAGAAAUCCAACAUUGAGGAACCAUCUUAAAUCUAUCUGAUUGAAUAAGGUAAAAAAGGAAAUGGACAAUUGCUGGAGGAAUUGGGGUAAAAUAGAGAUAUUAACGCACUUUGUGGAGUUGUGAACUAAUCUAACCAUUCUGGAAAGCAAUUGAAACUAUGCCAGCAAAGCUGUAUACUGUGCAUACCCUUUGGCUCAGCAAUAGUACUACUGGAUUUACCUCCAAAAGAGAACAAAGAAAGACGAGGGUCUAUAUUUUUGUACAAAAGUACUUAGAAUAGCAGUUUUUGUGGUGGCAAAGAUUCUGAAGCAGAGGGAAUUUCCAAAAAUUGGGGAGUAGCUAAACAAGUUUUGGUAUGUGUAUUGGAAGGAGUGCUGUUAUACUGUUAGAAAUAAUGAAGAGGAUAGGAAGAAAAUAUGAACUGAUUCAGUGAAACGAUCAGAACCAAGAGAAUAAUAUUUACAAUAACAGUAGUACUGUAAAGAUGAACAACUUUGAAAGACUUAGGAACUCAUCAACACAAUGGAACCUACCACAGUUCCUGAGGAUUUAUGAUGAAACAGCGUCCAUCUCCAGAUAGAGAGGGAAUAGAUUUGGAAUAAAGGUUGAAGCAUAUUUGUUUUUUUAGACAUGGCUAAUGGAAGAACAUGGUUUUUCCUGAUUAUACAUAUUUGUUUGUAUUUCUUGCCUUUUCAGUGGUUGGGGAGGGAGAGAAUUUGGAACUGAAAAUAAAAUUUUAUGUAAAAAAUAGCCUCAUAGGUUUGGGUUUCAUAAGAGUAUUUUAUUACAACAAUGGCCAAUAUGGAAGCAUGUUUUACAUGAUAAUACAUAUAUAACCCAGAUCAAAUUUGGGGAGAGAGGGAGACAAUUUAGAUUUUUAUAAUUUCAGAAAAUGUAGGUAAAAAAUUGUCAUCGCAUGUAAUUAGGAAAAUAAACUACCUUAAAAACCAGCCCUGUACCUUUACAAAUUUGUAAAACUUAUUCAUAUUCCAACAUAUCAUUUAUAGCAAUAAAUUAACAACAAAUACUUCUUUAAAGUUAUUAUGUGCCCAUUUGUUAUAUGUGGCCUAUUAAGAUUAGUCUGGAGAAUUUCCACUUUCUUCAUGUCAUCCUUUAUGCCUUUUCCCCCCAGAUUUUAACCUUCCACUGGUAAUAAAACUUUAAAAUGCUUUAAAACACGUUGCAUUUUCAUAGUUUCUCUGUGUCAGCACAGUUUUAUAAUUAAAGCAGUACUUUGACUUA
Messenger RNA from Monodelphis domestica (gray short-tailed opossum), 9297 nucleotides. It is a transcript of the gene MCOLN3, whose product is annotated as mucolipin TRP cation channel 3. NCBI's taxonomy places the organism in Eukaryota, Metazoa, Chordata, Mammalia, Didelphimorphia, Didelphidae. Gene Ontology annotation, cellular component: lysosomal membrane; plasma membrane. Gene Ontology annotation, molecular function: NAADP-sensitive calcium-release channel activity. The record is from RefSeq and is a predicted model, not a curated record.